Messenger RNA from Nakaseomyces glabratus, 315 nucleotides. Its product is annotated as YciI family protein. Lineage: Eukaryota; Fungi; Ascomycota; Saccharomycetes; Saccharomycetales; Saccharomycetaceae. The record is from RefSeq and is a predicted model, not a curated record.
AUGGUUGAGUGGUGUGUUAUUGUUUAUGAUAAGCCAGGCUCUGACAGAAGCACUUGCAGGCCACAACAUCUUGCAGGUAUUCCACCGUUAGUGGAAGCUGGCAAAUUGGUUUGUGCGGGCGCUAUCUACAACGAACCUGCACAAGCAGGUGGAGAACGCACUUUUGCAGGGUCUCAUUUGCAAAUUGUUGCCGAUACCAAGGAGGAAGCCCUUGAAUUGGUUCAUAACGAUGUAUUUGCCAAGAACGGUAUUUGGGACUUGGAAAACAUUAUCAUCUAUCAAUUUGGAUGUGCUGUUCGUCAACCAAAGGCCUAA